AAUUCGGAAAAAAUUAAGCAAGGCGAUGGUGAUGCUGAUGCCCGUGAUAAAGAUUUAUUGCAGGAAAAUUCAAAAUUACGAAAGUUACUUUUCGAAGUUCAUAAUCAAGUUAUCUCAUUUAUAAGCUCUCAAACACAAAUGCGUUUUGCAUCAAUAGAUCCGGAGCUGGCCAGUUUAAAAACCCCUGAAUCGUACAAUUCUAGAGCGGCACACACUCAACUUCCAUUUGAACUUUUUGCCCAGAAUCUAGAGGAAGAAGUUAAAGAUCUUUUACUAGCUCUUCAGUUUGAAUGGAAUAAUCGUCCUGUUGGUAUUAUUGAAGAUUUUCAACAAAAAGAUGAAGAGAAAGAUAAAGAAAUUAUUCAAAAGAAUUUUGAAAUUAAACAAAGGGACGAUGUGAUUAAACAAAAUGAUUAUGUAAUUAAACAAAAGGACGGUGAAAUUAAACAAAAAGAUCAUGUGAUUAAACAAAAAGACUAUGUGAUUAAACAAAAGGACGAUGAAAUUAAGCAAAAAGAUUUUGUGAUUAAACAAAAGGACGAUGAAAUUAAGCAAAAAGAUUAUGUGAUUAAACAAAAGGACGAUGUGAUUAAACAAAGGGACGAUGUGAUUAAACAAAGGGACGACAUGAUUAAACCAAAGGACUAUGUGAUUAAACAAAAGGAUGAUGAAAUUAAACAAAAGAAUGUCGAAAUUAAACAAAAGAAUGACGAAAUUAAACAAAAAGACUAUGUGAUUAAACAAAAGGACGAUGAAAUUAAACAAAAAGACUAUGUGGUUAAACAAAAGGAUGAUGAAAUUAGACAAAAGGACUAUGUGAUUAAACAAAAGGACGAUCAAAUUAAACAAAAAGAUCAUAUGAUUAAACAAAAGGAGGAUCAAAUUAAACAAAAAGAUUAUGCGAUUAAACAAAAGGAUGAUGAAAUUAAACAAAAGAAUGUCGAAAUUAAGCAAAAGAAUGCCGAAAUUAAGCAAAAGAAUGUCGAAAUUAAACAAAGGGACGAUGGGAUUAAACAAAAGGAUGCAAUAGUUCAUCAGCAAGAAGCAAAAAUUGGAUCACUUGGGAAUCAGCUCGAGGAAGCUACAGUAUUUGCAGAGGAAGCUCAACAAUUAAUUGUCUGA
This is a messenger RNA of Racocetra persica, 1122 nucleotides long. Lineage: Eukaryota; Fungi; Glomeromycota; Glomeromycetes; Diversisporales; Gigasporaceae. The record is from the annotation of a GenBank genome assembly.